Messenger RNA from Salvia hispanica, 1167 nucleotides. RefSeq names its product reticulon-like protein B5. The record is from RefSeq and is a predicted model, not a curated record. Gene Ontology annotation, biological process: response to bacterium. Lineage: Eukaryota; Viridiplantae; Streptophyta; Magnoliopsida; Lamiales; Lamiaceae.
GACAAAUCAAAAUCCAAAUAUUCUGCUCAGAUCUCAUGAAAUUUUCACAAGAAGAUGGAUCAAGAAUUUGAGGGCUCGUCGGAGGAGAAGCUUCAUAAUGAAGUGGAAUGCCAUGAACAACAAGGCCUAGGGCUACACCAAGCCCAAGUUGAAGGCGGAGGCCAAGGGCAUGAGCAAGGCCUAGGCCAAGCCGAAGGCAAAGGCCAAGGGCACGAUGAGCAAGGCCUAGAUCAAGGGUUUGAAGUCCAAGGCCAAGGGGUCCAAGGCCAAGAGCAAGACCUAGGUCAAGGGUUCCAAGUCCAAGACCGAGGUUUCCAAUGCCACGAACAAGAAGGGCAAGGGCAGGGCAAAGGUCAUCUCUUUGGGCGCGAGAAACCGGUGCACAGUGCUCUGGGUGGCGGCACACCUGCCGAUGUCAUUUUAUGGCGGAACAAGCACAUGUCUGCAGCACUGCUAGCUAGCUUCACUGUAAUAUGGCUCCUCUUCGAAUGGAUAGGCUACCAUCUCAUUCCUUUCAUCUGCCACUUCCUCAUUCUCACUUUGGCCACACUCUUCCUAUGGUCGAACCUCUCCUUUUACGUUCACAAGUCGCCCCUCAACAUCCCUGAGAUCGAGUUGCCAUGGGAUCUGUGCAUGACCGUUGCUCUCCUACUACGUGACAGAUGCAACCAAGCUAUUAGUAUGCUAUGGGAGGUAGCUUCGGGGAAGGACUUAAAGAGGUUUUUGACUACAAUCUUUGCACUAUGGGUCAUCUCUAUGGUCGGGAGCUGGUUCGACUUCCUGACUAUCAUCUACAUCAUUAAUGUGUUGAUUCUGACUAUGCCCCCAUUGUACGAGAAGCACGAGGAUCAAGUGGACUCCUAUGCUCUGAAGGCAAAAGCUAGACUCAAGAGACAAUACAGCAAACUGGAUGAAAAGGUUCUUCAAAAGCUACCAAAAGUUCCAUUCAUCUCGGACAAUAAGCAUCACUAACGGAAAAAAGUCAAAAAUCAAGAAUGGCCUCGUUCGUUUGGUGCUGAUAAAGAUCUAAAACCUAGUAAUGAUUUAGGGUGUGGGAUUUGCCUUUACAUUUGUUUAGGUUAAUCUUAGCUUAGUAAAUUUAUGAUCACAUUUCUGUAUAUCUGUUCAGUUACAUGACAACACGUUUAUACUAAUUAUGUUGAGCUA